This is a messenger RNA of Mucor mucedo, 597 nucleotides long. RefSeq lists its product as uncharacterized. Gene Ontology annotation, molecular function: metal ion binding. NCBI's taxonomy places the organism in Eukaryota, Fungi, Mucoromycota, Mucoromycetes, Mucorales, Mucoraceae. The record is from RefSeq and is a predicted model, not a curated record. The transcript has a single exon. The annotation marks the transcript as partial.
AUGAAAAUUUCUUUAAAGGUACUCCCCGCUCUGACAGGACUUUUAUCCUCCUCGUGCUGUAUUAUUCAAUUGGUGCUCAAUUUUUUUUCGAUCUCUUGUGCCGGUUUUGCGGUGUUGACACCGUACAGACAUGUUCUUAGCAGCAUCACGGUCCUUUUGCUAAGUUACAAUAUGUAUAACAAUGGAUUGAAGAACCGCCAAGCUCUCUUUUCCCUGUUAUUUUCAGUGGCUUUUAUGAUCAGUCCCGAGGUAGUCAAGAUAGUGAAUCAUCUGCCAGCAAGAAUUAAUGGCAGUAAAGGCACAGUUUAUUAUAGAUUUCAUUUGGACGGUUUAGGGUGUGAAGCAUGUGCAAACCGAAUCAAAAAUACAUUAAAUCAAAUCGACUGGAUUUACGACACGCGUGUAUUCUUUGACAAUCAAACAGCUAUUGUUCAAACGAUCGCCCAAAAAGAUAUAGAACAAUUAGUUAUAGAAAAAAUCAAAUCUAUUGAUUUUAAAUAUGAUGCCCAGGUACUUGAUUCAUGGGUAGGCUACACUAAAUAAAUUUUAUAGUGUAACCUUGAUAGUUUUUUAAUAAACCCACUGGAUAGCACAAAA